CUACACCACCAAGGAUACCACUUAUUUUUUGGAUAACCUAAACAACGAGAGAAAGAUGCCCUACUACGAGGACGAAAGACGCCAUCAUCAUCAUCACCAUCAUCAUGGUGGCAGGCCCAUUGUUGAGGUGGACAUUGUCCCACCAAGGAUCCCCAGGCCAGUGAUCGAAAUCGGAGUGGGUGGUGGCUACCGCCCACCGCCACCAAGGGUGGAGGUUAUCACUCCAGCUGCUGUGUACCAGCCACCGCCACAGCCCAUUGUCGAGGUCGAUGUGGUCCGUCCCGGAAGGCCGUUCAUCGAGUUCAAUAUCGGUGGUCGUCGUCCGCCACGUGAGGAGGUCAUCAUCGUCCAGCAGCCCCCACCGCCCAGGUGGUAACUUAAUUCCGACUCUGACUACCGAAUUGGAAGAGUGAACUAAUUACAAAAAAAAAAAAAACA
Molecule: messenger RNA, 438 nt
Organism: Drosophila serrata
Lineage: Eukaryota; Metazoa; Arthropoda; Insecta; Diptera; Drosophilidae
Source: RefSeq, a predicted model, not a curated record